Molecule: messenger RNA, 4044 nt
Organism: Choloepus didactylus (southern two-toed sloth)
Lineage: Eukaryota; Metazoa; Chordata; Mammalia; Pilosa; Megalonychidae
Gene: CCDC170
Product: coiled-coil domain containing 170
Exons: 11
Coding region: 345-2546 (733 amino acids)
Biological process (GO): microtubule cytoskeleton organization
Cellular component (GO): Golgi apparatus
Molecular function (GO): microtubule binding
Source: RefSeq, a predicted model, not a curated record
CGGGUGAGGACGCGUUGCCCGGGAGACGGCGCCAAGCUGCGCACCGCGAGCUCCGGCUCCCAGCCCCAGCUCCCCGCGCGCCGCCCGCCUGGCCUUCCGCGCGUCGGGCGGGCUCCCAACUCGGGUCCGGGGAUCCGCACCCGCCUCCCCGCGCCCGCCGGGCUCCCCGCACGCGGCUCCCAGCGCACAGCCCGCCUCGCCUUCCCUGCGCCGCUGCCGGCUCCCCGCACCCGCCUGCUCACGCCUCGCCGCUCCUCGCGCGCUGCUCCCGGUUCUCCUCGCGCGCGGCUCUUCCCGCGGUGUCCCGGGAGGCUCCUGUGCGGGCGCCGCGGGCUCCAGCCGGCAUGAGCGGGGACGGCGGGGGCGCCUCCGGUUCCUCCUCCAGCUCCUCCUGCCGCUCCAGGCUCCUCACCGCGACCCGCGACGCCGCUGUCGGCGCCUGCCGGCCCGCACCGGAGGAAACGUAUGAUCAUCUUUUGGAAGUCCCGGACACUCGGGAGCAAUUAAACCACUAUCGGAAUGUGGCCGAAAAUGCUCGAAGUGAACUUGCAGCAACUUUGGUCAAAUUUGAAUGUGUUCAGACUGAGCUUCAAGACCUCAGAUCCAAGAUGCAUUCUAAGGAAGUUUCCUGUCAAGAGUUGAAAGCUGAAAUGGAGAGCUAUAAAGAAAACAAUGCCAGAAAAUCAUCUCUCCUCACCUCUUUGAGAGACAGGGUUCUGGAGCUAGAAGAAGAAUCAGCAGCACUUUCCUCAGCUAAGAUGAGAGCAGAAAUCACAGCUCACACUGUAAUCAAGGAGAACCAGGAGUUGAAGAAGAAAGUUAUAGAAUUGGAAGAGAAAGUACAAAAGUGCUUAAAGGAAAACGAGGAGAAUAAGAACCAAGUCUCAAGGAACUGCAGGAAACAGGAGGAAUUUCUAGCUCAACUUCGUGGCAGCUUGGAUCUGGACAAGGAUGAAAAGGCAUUGGAUGAAGAUUUAAUUUUAAAGCUGAGAGAGGUGUGCAAGGAAAAUGCAUUCAUGAAAGGACAUAUUAUUACUCUUGAAGAGACUAUAAAUGUCCAUGAGAUGGAGGCAAAAGCUAGCAGAGAAACAAUCAUGAGGCUGGUUUCAGAAGUAAACAGAGAGCAGAAAAAAGCUGCUUCCUGCCUUGAAGAGAAGGACAAGCUGAACCAGGCCUUGCUCACGGCUGUGGAGGCAAAAGAAACUCUUGAGAGGGAAGUUAAGCUCUUCCAAGAAAGGCUGCUUGCCGGCCAGAGGGUCUGGGAUGCUCAGAAGCAAGAGCUGAGCUGCCUGAAGAAAAGCUUUUCUGAGCUGGAGCGGAAUCAGAAAGACAGUCUGCAGGAAGCUGUGGCCUCACAAAGCCAGUACGCCUCCUUUAGGGAGAAGAUCGCAGACCUGCUUAGGGGAAGCCUGAGCAUGACCAGGUCCACAGAGGACAGCAUUUUGGAGAAGAUUCGAGAAAUGGGCAGCCAGGAAGAGAGCAGGAAAAGGAUGGUCUCUCAGCUUGAAGCCCAAAUAUCUAAUCUUGUUGAACAGUUGGGGGAUGAGACUGGGUUGCACCAGAAAACUCUUCAGAGGGCCCAGAAAGCAGAAAACAAGUUGGAGACUCUUCAGGAUCAACUGACUCACCUGGAGGGGGAGCUGGUCUCUGGAGAUGUCUUGAGAGACAACUUGAAUUUUGAGAAGCAGAAAUAUCUGAAGUUUCUGGAUCAGCUUUCAGAGAAAAUGAAAUUGGACCAGAUGGCUGCUGAACUUGGCUUCGACAUGCGUCUGGACGUGGUUUUAGCUCGUGCGGAGCAGCUGGUCCGCCUUGAGAGCAGAGCACUCAUUGAAAACAAGUCCAUUGCCUACAAUUUACAGAGAAAGCUGAAGACUCAGAAAGAAAGACUGGAGAGCAAAGAACUGCACAUGAACCUCCUCCGCCAGAAGAUAGCCCAGCUGGAGGAGGAGAAGCAGACGCGCACGGCCUUGGCCAUGGAGAGGGAUGAGGCCAGUCUCACCGUCAGAAAGCUGCAGAAGAAAGUGGAGAGGCUGCAGAAGGAGCUGAGCGUGUGUCGAGAAUUGAACACUGAGCUCAAAGCCAAACUUGCCGACACCAGUGAACUUAAGAUUAAAACUCUGGAGCAGUCCAAAGCCAUUGAAGAUCUAAAUAAAUCCAGAGACAAACUGGAGAAGAUGAAGGAGAAAGCUGAGAAAAAGCUAAUCUCUGUCAAGUCAGAACUGGAUACAACAGAACAUGAGGCCAAGGAGGAUAAAGAGAGGGCUAGGAGCAUGAUAGAAGUGGUAACAAGUGAAAUAAAGACUCUAAAGAAGUCUCUGGAAGAAGCAGAAAAGAGAGAAAAGCUGCUGGCGGACUUCCGGGAGGUAGUUUCCCAGAUGCUGGGCUUGAACGUGACAAGUCUUGCUCUUCCUGACUACGAAAUCAUCAAAUGUCUUGAAAAACUGAUACAUUCACAUCAGCAUCAUUUUGUGCCCUGUGCCUGCCUCAAAGACACGACUCUGGGGAGAGACAGGCACCCACAGGACCAGUUAAAGCCUCUUCAUUGAACAUGGCCAUGUCUUUUGAGGGGCUGGAGCUAAGAGAUGGGACACAACUCACAAUUUCAAAAAUGCCCCAUACCUUUGAAAUUUAAUCACUGUGUGAAUGCUGUCUACUUCGAUGAUAUAGUGAGAAUCCAGCAUUGGCAAAAAAGAAUUUCAGAGGUGCCAGCCUUAUGUAGAUAGCACUGAAAACACCUGCUUUUUCAUUUGCUAGCACUUUGUGCCCAGGGAACUCCAGACUGUAUAGAUUGUAUAUCUUGAUUGGGACGUGGGGUUAGGGAACUAACAUUUAUGGGGUACCCCUUGCACAUCAGAGGCUUUACUACCCAGUUUAUUAAUUCUCAUAACGACCAUGUGGAAGAAGCUUUAAUAUUUUAAUUUUACAUGCUACAAAGUUUGUACAGAGGCUCAGAGUGGGUAUUACCCACUAAAGACUGCAGUUGGCUGGUGAUAGAACCGGACUGGGCAACCCAUCUGCUCUGGAUAAAAGGCCAUGCUUUUUCUGCUUCUCCGCAUUCCUUCAGUUUCUCCAGAACCCCUGUGAUUGUGGUAAAAAUUGCUUACAUAAAAGGAGGAAAACACUCAGACAAUCAGGAAUGUUAGUCCAAAAGUGACUGAGAUUUAUGAUUUCUUUAGAAAGCAAUAUGCCUAAUUUGUUCCAGUAGAACAUACACAGGUCUGAGGUCAUAUAAGAACUUACCUGUUUUAAACAUUGCUACCUGAUUGCAUCCAGUGUUAAUUUUUCAUGCAUAAACAGGGCUGACCUACCUUCAGAAAUGAAACCUUGAAUGCUAUAAAUGUAGGAACCCUACAGAGUUUUGUUCACCAAUGCAUCAAAUGCACUCACAGCAAAGGAACUUUUUUCCAGAGCCGGAUUUGAUUAUGAAUCUUUUGCCUUCCUUUUUAAUUUCAAUUUUGCAAAUAUUUUUCAGGAAACCCCAUUCUUAACUUCGCUGAGGAGGAUGUGUUACUAUUGUGGGUAACCUAUCUUAUUUCUGCCACAUGCACUGUAUUUUUUUUAUUGUCCCUGAAAGAAGCAAUGGUGUCUAAUUAAAGAAGAGGGAAACGAGAUCAGUUGCACCCAAACAUUAAGAGAAAAGGAAAAAUCGCAAAGCAAGGAAAUGAGUUUGACACAUACAGGUGGUUAACAGACCACACAGAGGGAAGGCCACUGAGGUUGGCUCAGGGGUGGCGUCUCUGCCUGCCUCCUUCUCCAUGUGCAAGGACAACGUGAGGUCACAUUUUGCAAGUGAGUAAACACACCUGGUGGAGUGAGGCUGGGAGCUAGAGCUGGCCAGUGGCAGGAGAGGCAGCCUCUGGUUUUCUCAGCAGGAGGCCUGCUGUCCCCAGAGGCCCCUCCCAUGCUCUGCUCCACGAAGCAGUGGCUGCUGCACCCAGCCCAGGCUAACUAACCUGGAGGGGAAGAAGGAAGUGAUUCACCCUUUGGGUCUCUGCAGCCUCACUGAGCUAGGAGACACUUUGCGCUGCCCUAGAAUAAAUGCAG